This is a messenger RNA of Amoebophrya sp. A120, 3668 nucleotides long. The record is from the annotation of a GenBank genome assembly. Lineage: Eukaryota; Dinophyceae; Syndiniales; Amoebophryaceae.
GGAAUUUCAAAGAGGAACAGGCAAGAGUCACGUCGUCCGUCUAUUUGCGUAAUAAAGCGUUGAAUAUGUGUUCUCACAUGCUAGAUUAAAGUAUUGAUAGCAUCGCGGACCACUCGAGAGAGAACUUACUGUAUGAAACUGCAAACAUGCGAGAGACGGAAACCUUCGUACUUGGAAAGGAUAUUGUCAUCGUGCCACCAGAAAGAACUUGGACACCAAAGUCGUGCAAGCAACCUUGUUUCGUAAAUUGACAUUGAACGUCCGUCGAGAUAAAAGUAUGACCUUUCGAACGCAACACACACACAGGACCAAAUGGCUGCGUACCCCAUAAUUCCAUUCUGUACGAAAAUGUGUAACAUAGGCAGUGACCAAGACCAAUCACUUUCACUGAAAUUCGCACGUUAGUAAAGUCUUCGAGUACUAGAGGAAUCAGCACUAUAGUUAUAGCACAGAAAUGGCAGCAGCUGCUACCGUAGCGGCAUCGUCCAGUAUGGCGACGGCUUCGUCUCCUGAGGCGCCCGUGGUCGUCUCGACAGCGCAACCAUCUGCAACCGCGGGUGCUGCCGCAAUGCAGCCCGCUUCGACGACAGCAGCACAGGGUUCGACCACUACGGUGGUCUCCUCUGGAACAACUUCUGCCCAUAACAGCCACUUGACCAGCAUGUCCGAAUACGAGCGGUAUGCGAACAUGCUGACCAAGCAGGCGCAGACCUUCCGGGACGGGAACGCAAGGUGUAGUCAGGAGCUGUUGCGACAAGGAGAGGACGCAUUAUUGCUGUUGAAAGCCGAGAAAAGAAGGGAACAAGCGUCGUUCACUUUUCAACCGCGAAUCUUCAUGCCGUACCAGAUAGGAAAAUAUGACGCGUCCGCUGCGAAAGCGGCACGGAAACUCGAGGAAGAAGCGAAGGAGAAGAAGCGUCUAGCGGCGCCCCCGGUGGGGCUGAAAUUGCCCGAUCCAACGAUCAACACGGCGCCCUUGCAAAAGAGAAAAACCUACAAUCCGUCGAACGCGACGGUGACCGAGCAGAACAGAAGGCGGCUGCAGAUGCACGCAGACAUGUUGAACGCUGGAAGUGCGAGCUCUCGAACGGUGGUAAUCUCCGCCCAAUCAUCUAAUGCGCCAACGCCCAACACGACUCCCAGUAGUGCGACUGCAAGUACAAGUUCGUCUUUUCCGGUGUCCAAACUCGCGUUUCCGACGGUGGUGUCCUCCUCGUCCUCAACACAGGCCGGGCCACAGCGAGCGAGGCUGUCUACGAUCCUCGAAACUCGGGCGAUGUCGCCGCCUCCAAGUGCACAUUUGGCAGGGGCGGUCGCAACAAAUACCAUCGGGGCGGGAGGAGCGUCAUCGCUGACCAUUACGACGACGCCGUCCUCUGGGCCAAUCACUUCUGGGAGCAAGACCUCCUCGUGUUCGUCAGGAGGCGGUCCUGCUACAAGUUCUGUCGUCACAACCCGACAACAUGUGCUCAUGGAUCCCGCUCUUCAGCGGGGGCGCGCGCCGUUUUCUGCCCACCAAAACGUCGGCGUGCGAUUUCAGAGCCCACCGGAAACAGGAUCUCGCGUUUCCUCGAAUUCCCUACCGCGACGAGCAGUCGGCGUCCGGCAGCUGAUGGCUUCGCAGAUCAAAAACGCGGGGGUAACGAUUUCCUACAAGGUGCCGCUCCCGAUUUGCAACCUUUCUCCCGACUCAGCAAGCAGCAAUCUACCCACUGGUAACUUCAUCGUUUCGAAAACAACACGGCGCGUGGUCCGUCGCGCCGGCGCGCCGCCCGAGGGCGAGACCUCAUCGCCGACGCGGUUCAUUCCGGCGAGUCGAGGGCGUGACACGCAUCCAAAUCCCCCACCGUCGCCUACGGGGACGAGAAUUCAACACGGGGACAGGUCACCAACAACGGUGGUGCGGUUAGGAGAUCACGGAGUACAACAACCCGGCAGGCAGAGCACCGUUUUCAAACCAAUAUCACCCGCCUCUGCCGGCCAAAUAACUUCUACUUCUACUAGCGUACUCGCUGCCUCCUCUCUACUACCUUCGCAGAACGCCAAGGACCUCUACGUCGAAAAAAUCGGUGGGCAGGAACUGCAACAUCCGGCAAUCGAAAGUUCCGCUGCUUCGAGUACCACCGUGACUAAUGAUCAGGAACACCACCACCAGAUCGAAGUGGUGGAGGACAGAGGCCCAGACGUGUACUUGUCGGAGCAUCUCCUCCGCCAGUACUUCCAGGAACUGCGGGAGGAAACCGACUCUAACACCGUCACUUCGACGUCCGAAGUCGCGGAUUUCUACCUGGACAUCGUCAGUAACGCGACCAGUGGACACGACAGUGGUUCCGCUUCUUCCGCCGUGGAGUCCGCCCGGGGCCUGAUGUUUGCGACAAACCGAACCACCACACGGUACCACUACCGGCGAGGCCGCGCCAGGCGACGGCAACGCCACAGACACGGCUCAACGUCGGGGACCUGUGGAACCGGGUCGUCGAGAUCGCACUCCGUGCCGCUCGAUAAGCACCAGUCGAAGGAUCUGGAAUGGCUGGACGGGUUGGAACAGCCCCUGCAUCUCGCGGAGCUACCAGAGGAGAUUCUGUUCCUGAUCUUCGACUACCUGUCCCACAAGGAGAAGUUCUACGUCUGUAUCGCGUCCAGCCGGCAGCUCCCGCACGUCUGGGGCGUGGUGCUGGUCUUCUUCAGCAAGGCGCUGCAGGGAUUGCAGCAGCAGUGCGAGGAGCAGGGGGUCCUCACCGAUAUCGCAUCCACGAAGCAAACCGACGCGCAGCAGGAGUGGCAGGAAGCGAUCGCGACGCGGAGGAUGAUGUGCGAGGAUGUGCGCCGGUUCGACAGGAACACGGCCCGAUUUGAGCUGGACUUGGCGGAAUUACUGGAUGUCGAGAACGAGCGCAUGGCAAAGUUCCAGGCUGCCGUGCAGGUGCUGGCGGAAGUGAUGAACCGCUGGUCUACGAUGUGCCGCGAACGCGACGAGACGGCCCGCAUGUGCUCCGGGUUUCACGCCGCGAUUGCAGUCACGUUUGCGAUGUGAAGUGUGAGCGUGGCAUCGCGUCAGGUGUCUUUGCGUGGAAGAUUGAUACGACUAAAAGUAAAAGUAACCUAAAACUAUGUAAAAAUCACAGAACUCGUCGUCGUCGCUGAGGUAGAGCGAUACAACAUCAAGAUGUGUUACAAAGUCAAUGUACUUGACUGUGACUACACAAUCAAUGUACUUGAUAGAUCAUGUGUCACAAAAUCAAUUUUUUUGUUUUGAAAAUUUUGCCAACGUCAAAUAUGAAGUCUCGUCAUCUACCCUUUUGGAAUGAACAAAACACGACGUGUGCAAUUGAGCAUGAAGAAUGUAUGAACCCCUGGUGGCGCUCAGUUUGUUUCUGUUUCGAUCUGCUAUGAACUCAACGCACUACAGCACGAUAAAAUGAAAAUUCUGUGCGCAAAAGAGCUUUGGUCAUAGUCGUGAACUUUUCCACAACCCCAGUCCGCAUUUUGUUUGCGUUUACAACAACUAUCUUCGCUCCUUCUACCCUCCCGUUUAUGAGGUUUUCUUUUCCGCUAGAGAAGGCCGCUUGGUGCACCAUUGAUUCGAAGAACUUUUUUACUUUUGGAAUGAAUUUUCUGAGUCCGAUUACUUUUCUUUUUCGAAUUUCGGAAGAUAUGAAUGUUUUUCU